Molecule: messenger RNA, 1348 nt
Organism: Hippocampus zosterae (dwarf seahorse)
Lineage: Eukaryota; Metazoa; Chordata; Actinopteri; Syngnathiformes; Syngnathidae
Product: protein PERCC1
Exons: 1
Coding region: 511-1347 (278 amino acids)
Source: RefSeq, a predicted model, not a curated record
UUAUCCAAAAUGAGUCAGCAAAUAGGCAUUAAAUCAAUAUUAUUGUUUUGUGAAUUAAAAAAAAAAAUCUGGCGGAAUAAUUAGACGAAUCUAACAAUAAAUGAACAGUGUCUAAAUCAACAACUGUAGAAAAAAAUUAAACUAUUUAUUGUAUAUUUUCUUAAUAUUAAACAUUAUGUUGAUUUUUAAAAAAAUAAUUGACAGUGUAAUAUGUAUAACGUACCACAACAUUAAUCUAAAAAUAUUUCAACGUGAAACCUUUUUUGACAUCACCAAAUCGCUUUAUUUUUCUUCCUCAUCAAAAAUGUUUUCUCAUACAAGGCAAAAUAUUACAUUGCACCGUUUCGCAUGUUAGGGGCCAUGCACCGGGCUAUUUUUUGCCUCUCUUUAAAAGUCAAAACGGCGUGAAAUUCAAUUUUACGCUCCUUUUAUCCUUUAACUACCCUCAUAACCCAACAUGUGUUUAUCUACGUGUGUGUGUGUGUGUGUGUGAGUGCGCGCCAACUUUCCAUGGUGCCGCUGGCAGAAGCUCCAUUAAAGUGUAGACCCCCUUCCCUGUUGCCUGGCGCUAAAGUAAAUUUAAGAUUGUUUGACCAACACAAAUAUUUACGCACACACACACACACACACACACACACACACAAAACGCAGGCUCGCAGACGCACACGCCUCACACAGCGAGGCGUAUAUAUAGCGUCAGCAUUUUUGACAGAGCAGUCAUCACUCACUACAAUGGCGACGGGCGUCCUGCGAAACUUCCAGCUGCGGCUGGCGUCCCCAGUUUACUUCCACCCGGAGGAGGAAGACGAGGAUGAGGAAGAGGAGGAAGAAAAGGGGUCCAGUGAUCAAGAUGAAGAGGAGGACUCCUCAGACCCCCGGGUCUCGUCAGACCCGCAGGACGCCACCGAGCGGCUGCUGAGGUUCGCCGACAUCAUCAGCCGAGACGUCCGGCGAUAUUUCGGCCGGCGCGAGGCGCAGGUCGUCUCCGGCGAAGGAGCCGCCGCCGCCGCCGUUGGGGGGCGCCCGCGUUACGACGACCCGCCGGGGCCGGCCGGGGAGGUGAGGGAAGGGACCCCAAAGGCAGUGGACAAGGGGCACCCCUCAUCUGAACUGGGUCCCCUGGCCGAGCUGUUUGAGUCCCGGGGCAAAGACCAGGGCCGCCCCAUGAACGCCAGGCACCUGCCGCUCAGUUUCUGGACCGAGCCGGACCCUUACGAUGGGGACGCCUCCCCACAGGACACCCACAUGAACUACAGCCUGCACACUCUGGAAAACUCCCAACCAGACUUUAGUGACCUGCUGGCCAACUGGGACCCCAAUCCGGACGACGCGAACGUGUUGCAUUGAC